AUGAACACGCCAGACGGGAAGAGACAUUUCACUUAUCGUGGACACAGGAGAAAGAGUUUUACAGUUGUCGACAAUGCGGAACUUGUGGAGCUGCGCGCUCGCCAGCGAACAUACGAUGCAGGCUAUACACGAUCCAUUGUCCUCACACUUGGAACCGCAGUACUCUUUCUCCGCGUAUUCGAUGAGCGAUUCUACAACAUCGGGGUUCUCUACAUCAUUAUCGCCGGUUUCUUGAUUACUGCAGCGUACCUACGACGCAGACAUUCGAAUAGGGACUUUUCAGAUCAGUUGCGCCCACUUCCGGCACCAACAAACUCCACGACAAAGCGAAUAUUCGGCGCACCAUUCGUCACUGCCGGAUGGAUUGUCAUCUUUGUCUCCCUCAUCCUCGUGGGGGCUGACAUUGUACUUUUCGUGUUCAUCUUACGACUAUGA
This is a messenger RNA of Serendipita indica DSM 11827, 435 nucleotides long. NCBI's taxonomy places the organism in Eukaryota, Fungi, Basidiomycota, Agaricomycetes, Sebacinales, Serendipitaceae. The record is from the annotation of a GenBank genome assembly.